Molecule: messenger RNA, 1347 nt
Organism: Argentina anserina (silverweed cinquefoil)
Lineage: Eukaryota; Viridiplantae; Streptophyta; Magnoliopsida; Rosales; Rosaceae
Product: protein SRG1-like
Exons: 4
Coding region: 1-1071 (356 amino acids)
Source: RefSeq, a predicted model, not a curated record
AUGGAAUCAAAGUCAGCCAUUUAUGCCCCAGUUCCGGCACUCCCAAAUGUUCAAGAAAUGGUGAGGAACGACCCUUUUCAGGUACCGGAAAAAUACAUCAGGAAUGAAACAGACCUUAUAAACGAUGCAGUUCUGAGUCCUCAUCUUUCUUCUGAGGUUCCCACCAUUGAUCUCUCCCUGCUCUUAAAAGGGCACGAAGAGGAGCUCGACAAGCUGGACCAGGCUUGCAAGGAAUGGGGUUUCUUUCAGGUGGUGAAUCAUGGAGUGGCAACAGAAGUAACCAAGGGCUUGAAGGAUGCGGCGGAGAAGUUCUUUGAGCUUCCAUUGGAAGAGAAGGACAGAAUUGCAAUCCCGCCGAAUGACAUACAAGGUUAUGGUCAUACUCAAGUGGAUCACAAGGUGCUCGACUGGUCCGACAAACUUGUUCUUCUCGUAUACCCACACCAGUACAGAAAGCUCGACGUUUGGCCGCCAACUCCAUUCAAGGAGGCUAUUGAGACAUAUUCAAGUGAAGUUAGAAGAGUGGCAGAGGAUCUUCUCAGGUCUCUAUCUGUAAUCAUGGGGAUGAAGAAGAGUGCUCUUCUCGAACUACAUCAAGAGUUGGUCCAACCUCUGUCUGUGGCGUACUAUCCUCAGUGCUCAAUGCCUGACAAAGUACUUGGUCUAAGUGCACACUCAGACAAAGGGAGCUUAGCCAUAGUUAUGCAGCAGGAAGACGAUGUAAUGGGACUACAAAUCAAACACGAUGGACAAUGGGUACCAGUCAAGCCACCUCACAAUGCCUUUGUUGUCAAUGUUGGAGAUAUUGUUGAGAUAUGGAGUAAUGGGAGGUAUAAGAGCAUUGAGCACAGAGUUGUAACAAACGAAAGCAAGGCGAGGAUCUCUUAUUCAACAUUCUUUUUACCCCAUCAAAAUGCUGAAAUUGAACCCCUUGAUCAAAUGGUGUUCCAGUCACUCGGUUCCCUUCCGUUGUACAAGAAAGUUACCUAUGGGGAGUAUUUAAGGGAAACCAAGAGAAUGAAAUCUGAAGGGAAGACACAUGUCAUAGAAGUUGCCAUGCUCGAAAGUUAGAGCAGCAGCAGCUAGCUAGCUACAGCAGAGGACAAUAGAUAGAUUAAAGAUCUAAAUAAAGUCUUAAUCAUGACUUGACUGAACAGGACAAGCAUGGUGAUAAUAAGUUAAAAGUUUUACAUUUUACUGCUUGAUUUACUGGCCCAUAUGAAUCCUUAAGUUGCCAAAGCCAAAAUACAGGAAUUAAGCAAUGGUGUUAUCUAUUUCUUUGUCUUGAAUGAAACAAAGCUUUCUGCUAUAUUGUAAUGGAAAUAAGCUUUCUGUUAUCUAUCUCAA